AUGCCGAGCUUCGAUUCGGGUACAGCAGCUCUCAGGUUCACGAUGGAGAUGGAAUAUACGCAAGAUGUGUCGCCAGGAUUCCUCGUUCCUACUCCUUCCUUCCGCUACUCCCCAGUCCCCAUCGCCAGCGGCGACCUUUCCAGCAAGACACCGACCCCGCCCGCGGAGCCAGUCUUGAAGGCGUCGACCCCUCAACCCCGAACAAAUCGUGUUAAGCGACCGCAUACAAAAUCCCGAGGAGGAUGUUUCAAUUGCAAAAGUCGGAGGAUCAAGUGUCAGGAAACAAAGCCGGCGGCGAAGCCUGGUGGCGAGCCGGACACAGUCUCAGAUACAGAGAUCCUCGCACUCGGCAUCGCCACGAUCUGGAGAACUUUCGUCACCGAGUCCGGGGGCAUCUCCAGUGUCAACAAUGCCAUUCACUGGAGACGAUCUGCGGUUUUGGCACCACUUUCUCAUCGACGCGCGGCCGCAUCUUCCGUUUGGUAUCCCCAGCUCCUGCCGACAAUUCUCUAA
This is a messenger RNA of Aspergillus calidoustus, 513 nucleotides long. The record is from the annotation of a GenBank genome assembly. NCBI's taxonomy places the organism in Eukaryota, Fungi, Ascomycota, Eurotiomycetes, Eurotiales, Aspergillaceae.